UUUUUUUUUUUUUUUUUUUUUUCAUCAUCUUAAAAGAAAUAAACAAAAUUAGAAGAAUGUCACUUACAGAAGAUUGUAUUAGAGAAAUCUUGGAAUAUCUUUCAAAUGAUAAAAAAUCAUUAUAUUCAUGUUUACUUACAAACAGAUUAUUUUUUCGAUUUAUUGUACCAAUAUUAUGGAGAGAUCCAUGGAUAAAUAUUAAUUUGGAAAGUGUUAAUUUAAGAGAACAAAUGUACUGGAAUUUUAUUGGAAGAACGAUAUCAAAAUGUUUUUCACAAGAAAUCAAACAAUUUCCAAUUCUUUUAAAAAAUCAUAAACAAAAUUAUUUAUUACAACAACAACCAUUAUUUGAUUAUAUAUUAUAUAUUCAAGUAAUUUCAGCAGGAGCAAUUAAUAAUUUAACCAAAAAUAUAUUUGAAGAUAAUAAUAAUGAACAAAUUGAACAAAAAAUUAAUAAACAAUUUUGGACAUUUUUUAUGAAAAGAUGUUUAAAAAUCAAAUCACUUGAUAUGCCAAAUUUUAAUCUUCUUUUAUAUCCUGAAUCAAAAAAAUUCUUUUCAACAAUUUCUACUUUAAAAAUUUUUUCAUCUUAUCCAAAAGAUUUAAUUCUUGAAUUAUCAAAAAAAAUUCAUACAUUAAAUCGUAUUGUAUUAUGUUUAGAUAAUACAAUAGAAAAUUCUAAUGAUGAUAAUAAUAUUAAUAAUUUAAUUCUUUCACAAAAAAAUUUAAGAGAAUUAAAAUUUAUACAUAAUACAAGACAAAUAUUUCCUUUUAACAAAGAUUCUAUUAAUUAUCUUUCAAAAUCUUUAAAAAUUCUUGAACUUUGUAGUUGUGAUUAUUUACCUAUUCAAAAAAUUUCACCUUUUAUUAAUUUAAUUGAAUUAAAAAUUUGUUUUCGUAUUUUAUAUGAUGAUGAAAAUUUUAAUAUAAAUUUUAAUCAAAUUUCUUUACCAAAUCUUGAAAUUCUUUCUUUAAUAAAUGUUAGAGAAAAGGAUUUAUCAACUUUCACUAAUUUAAUAGAAACUACACAAGGUUCUCUUAAAAUUCUUAAUAUUUUACUUAAAACAAGAUCUUCAACUUCUUUAUCAUCUUUUUCAAUUUUAUCUUAUCUUCAAACAAUUAAAAUGAUAUGUCCAAAUAUUGAAGUUUUACCUAUAUGGUUAAUUUCUGGUAUUCCUUUAAAAGAAUUUGAAGAUUUAUUAAAAUCUUGUAAAAAAUUAAGAAAAAUUAUUAUUCAUGCUAUAAUACCACUUAAUAAGACGGUAGCAAAAUCAAUUUUAUAUUUAUUAGCUACAAAAUCUUCUUCUAAUUAUUUAAAUAAUAUUCAUUUAAUUGGUAGUUGGAAUUUUUCUAAUUUAGAUCAAGAAAUUUUUGAUUUAUGGAAAGAAAAGAAAAGAAAACCUUUGGAACUUAUUUUAAAUAAUAAUAAUAUUCAUUCAAAUUAUAUUAUUAAAUUUUUAGUAACAAAUGGUAAUAGGAAUGUAUAUAGAUAUAAAUGUAAUACUUGUUUUAGAGUAUUUUGUCGAAUGGAACAUGUUAAUCGUCAUAUUAGAAUUCAUUUUAGACAUUGUUUACACAAAUGUUGGAAUGAUUGCGAAACCUCAAUAUUGAAUUAUUAAUUAGUUGUUUAAAAUUUAAUUUAAUUUUUAGUUUGUCAGUUUCAUCGUACAAAGUGGGAGCGUAAGGAAGUAAUGUAAUUCGUAAUCCGUAAUUCGUAAUUCGUAAUUCGUAAUUCGUAAUUCGUAAUUCGUAAUUC
Messenger RNA from Rhizophagus irregularis DAOM 181602=DAOM 197198, 1756 nucleotides. The record is from RefSeq and is a predicted model, not a curated record. Lineage: Eukaryota; Fungi; Glomeromycota; Glomeromycetes; Glomerales; Glomeraceae.